UAUUUUUUUUUGUCCCCCACCUUUCGAAGAAAGUAGGGGACUAUUAAAAUGGGUCUGUCUGUCUGUCCUUCUGUCUGUCCGUCACACUUUUUGGGACACAAUAACUCUCCUUCUAAUUGACCUAGAAUGUUCAAACUUGGUGUAGGUGUUUAUUAGGUCAAUGUCUUGAUGGAGUUCGAAGAUGAGCAUUUUCUGAUUAGGCUGUUAACAAUAAGUGGUUGUACCAGUAAACAGGGUGUUGGUAUCAGCAGCUACUUUCAGAAAUCUCCACAAAAUAAACAUACUACCAGUUCUUCUACUGUUCCACCUAUUCCACAAUCACUGCCGACGCCGUGUCCAUUAUCCAUCUCUAACCCUCCUGAUGAAUCCAAGAAAAAGAUUAAAAAUCUUAUUAAGCGGAGUGGUCCAAAACUUUCCAGGAAAAAAAAGAAAGAAAAAAAUGUAAUACCGAAACGAAAUUCUCUGUUAAAUGCGUUUAAAGUUGUUAUUGAGACGAAUGUAACGGACCGGAAAGAUAAAAUGGAAGACAAUGAUGAUUUAGGAGACGACGUUAAUGACAUGGAAGUCAAAUCAUGCAGUACGUCUGAAAGUGAUUUUCCGAUUACGGACAUGGCGGCAAGUAAAGAAGAAGACAUUCAAAUCGAUUCAAAAGAAAAUAAAGACAACAUGAAUGACGAAAGUGAUGGCAAACCAUUGGUUCGUAAAGCUAAAAAAUACACAAAAAAACUGCCAGCAACAGAUACGAAAUUAAUAGAAUCCGGUGUGGUCGAGAAAACGAGUGUGAAAAAUAGCGACAAAGCCGAUCCCUACGAUUUUGGCAGUCAGGAUUUAUCGCUGGAAAGCCCAAAAAAAACAAAAGUUGAAACGGUGCAGACAAAAUCCAAAUUAAAAACGAAAUUCCCCCAAAUUGUCACCACACCGGAAAAAGAUCCACAAUUGUCAACAUUGGAUAUCAAUAAAGAAAUUCCUGAAUUGAUAAUUACGAAUUGUGAAAAGACAGAUAAUAAUUUUGUUUCUGCAAAAACUGAUAACGAAAACAGCGACUCACCAGAUUCGUCGACGCCUAAUUUGGUUAAAUCAAAAACUCGUCUUCGCUGCCCGCGACUGUCCACCAUUUUUAAUCAUAGUGUUAAUACCUCCUUACCGUCUGCUAGUUUUGUGAAUAAGCCCAAAGUUGUCUCCCCUGCUGAAACAAUUCCUUAUAAAGCAAACGUUAUCACAUCUGCCGAAACAAUCCCUGUAAAUCUUAAAGAUAAAUCGUCCGAAACAGUUUCUCCGUCGAAAGAUAUAGUCAACAACAAAGAUACAGUGAAGCAGAUGCGAAAAACAAGAUCAAUCAAAUCUCGGGGGGUGAAUUUCGACACAAACAGUUCGGUGAACGAAUUCCAGGAGACAGACGUUUUACCUAAGAUCUCUUUACCAAAAGAGCGGAACAAACGAAAGCAACCGGAAUCAAAAUCAGUAGCAACAAAGCCAAGAGCCAAAUCAAGAAAAGUUACAAAAACGAAUAAUUAUGAUAUUUUUAAGGCCUCCACUUCAGAGAAAAAAGCAGAAAGGUCGAUAUUGGAUUUGUUGAAUAACUCCAAAGCGGAAAGGUCGAUAUUGGAUUUGUUGAAUAACUCCAAGUCUGCUAUCGUUAAAGCCGUGAAGCCAAGUGAUAUAAAAAGUUCAUCAACGAAAGCUGCAGCCGAUUUUGAUAUUCUUUUGAUCGAAGAACUAUCUGAUCUUCCAAAAGUAAAAGAUGAAAAAAACCUUGAUUUAAGAAGAGAAGUUCUUGAAAUUGAAGAUGUAUCUGAUUUAAAUAGAGACCAUAUCAAGAUGUUGGUGUUAAGCAGUGAGAGUUAUCUUCGUGAUAUAUUCCAGGGAAAGGUGGUUUGUGAAAGACAUCAAGAUUAUAAAAAAGGCGGAAUGGACAGAAAUAAUUUAAACUAUCAAGUUCAUCUUGAACUAUUUACUGAUGAACAACAUGAUGUUGUCAUGGAAACAUUGAUGGAGAUGUUCUGUAAAAAACAUCACAAGUAUAUGGAUUAUUUAUUGAAAGUUUUAUUACCAGAAGUAUUAGUCAAGAUUUAUAUGGAAGUUAAAGGGACAACCCAUCAAGAAACAGAGAGAAUUAUGAAAAGUCCACAUCGAUUUGAAAAAUAAAAAAUAAAAUAAAUGUUAUCGA
Molecule: messenger RNA, 2167 nt
Organism: Patella vulgata (common limpet)
Lineage: Eukaryota; Metazoa; Mollusca; Gastropoda; Patellidae
Exons: 7
Coding region: 169-2145 (658 amino acids)
Source: RefSeq, a predicted model, not a curated record